UCCUAAAACCCUCAGUAGCUAGCUCACUUUCUCAACUGUCAGCAAGUAACCAUUGCUAUCACUGCAAAAAUGACUGCCACCGUUGCAAGAAUAGAAACCUACGACGAUUUUGUGAAGGUUCAUGGUCUGCUAUUAGCUGCUUCAGGACUACCUCAAUCAUUGCACUAUAAACUCUUCGAAAAACUCACUUCAGAGGCCUUUGAUGGCGGCGCUUACUUCCAAAUUGAGCCGUGCGAGGAUAGCCGGCAGCGGCGGCUCCUGUUCACCUCCGAUUCUAUGCCUGCAGAGUCAAAUGUUUUUCUCGUUGACCAUGCCUGGACUUUUCGCCUCUCUGAUGCUUAUACACAGUUACAAGAAGUUCCAGGUUUGGCUCGGAGAAUGGCUUCUUUGAUGUGUGUGGAUAUUGAUUUGAAUUCUGAUGUUAAAGAUGGGAAUGGGGUUGCUGAAGAGAACAAUCCUAAAUUGAAUGUGUUGGACGUGGUUGAGAAAGAUAUUAAUGAUGCUAAAGUUACAGGCUUUGAUACUGUUAGGUGGUUGGAGCUUGAGGAGCUUGACAUGGAUGAUGAUAUGUUGCUCUCUCUUGAUUUGUCCUGUAAAUUUCCAGACUUAACAGCGCUUAGCCUAUGUGGAAACAAGCUUGUGCACGCAGACAUAAUUGUGCAAGAAGUUACCAAGUUGAAAAAUCUAAGGGCUCUCUGGCUGAAUAACAAUCCAGUUCUAGAAAACUGUGAUGGUCAUAUGAUGAAUGCAAUUGUCCAAGGAUGUCCGAAAUUGGAAAUCUACAACUCACGUUUCACCAGUAAUUUUGGUGAGUGGGCCUUGGGAUUUUGCGGAGACAUAUAUGACAAGGAUAAUCCUGGCUGCAUCAGUCAGAGUGACUCUCAGUUCCAAAGUGUGACAUCCCUUGACCUUUCAAACAGAUAUAUUAAUUCUCUGAUUAAUAAGGCAUUUUCUCCCGUUGAGAUGCCAUUACUUUCACAUCUGAAUAUUCGGGGAAAUCCACUGGAGCAGAAUUCAGUUAGUGAAUCAUUGGCAUUAUUGGAAGGAUUUCCUUGUUUACAAUCUUUGGAGGUGGAUAUUCCUGGUCCCCUUGGAGAUAGUGCUGUAGAAAUUCUCGAAUCUCUUCCCAACCUUUCUUUGUUGAAUGGUGUCAAAGCAUCAAAAAUAUUAGAAACAGGAAACCAUGUGAUUGACUCAAAACUUCACCCUCGCCUUCCCGAAUGGGCAGCUGAUGAACCUCUUGCUGAUCGUGUACUUAAUGCAAUGUGGUUAUAUUUAAUGUCAUAUAGACUUGCAGACGAGGAAAAACUUGAUGAAACCUCAGUAUGGUAUGUGAUGGAUGAACUAGGUUCCGCUUUACGACACAGUGAUGAGCCAAAUUUCAGGGUAGCUCCUUUUCUCUUCAUGCCAGAGGGGAAGCUGGAAUCAGCAGUGAGCUAUUCCAUAUUAUGGCCCAUCCAGAAUGUUCAAAAUGGAGAUGAAUGCACUCGUGAUUUCCUUUUUGGUUUUGGAGAAGACAAACAGCGUUCUGCCAGGCUGACUGCAUAUUUCCAUACACCACAAAAUUAUUUUAUCCAAGAGUACGAGAAAUUCUAUCAAAGAUUGCAAUUCAAAAAUUUAACUUCUCUACCUGUGAAGUCUUCUUCAACUAGACGCUUGUGCCGCAUUGAUGGACGUCCUUUGCGUGUUUACACUGAUAUACCUCCAGUGGAAGAAUUCUUGACUCGACAUGAAUUUGUAAUCACAACUGAACCCAAGGAUGCAGAUAUUAUAUGGACAAGUAUGCAGGUGGAUGAUGAAAUGAAAAGAGCUACUGGAAUUACAGAUGAGCAAUAUGUAAACCAGUUUCCUUUUGAGGCUUGCCUUGUAAUGAAACAUCAUUUGGCAGAGACUGUUCAGAAGGCUUAUGGAUCUCCUGAAUGGUUGCAACCAACUUAUAAUCUAGAAACACAUCUGUCGCCAUUUAUUGGUGAUUAUUGUAUUCACAAAAGAGAUGGAACAAACAACCUAUGGAUCUUAAAGCCUUGGAACAUGGCACGUACUAUUGAUACGACUGUUACUGAGAAUCUGUCUGCUAUUAUCCGGUUAAUGGAGACUGGUCCAAAAAUAUGCCAGAAAUAUAUUGAGCGCCCAGCAUUGUUUCAAGGGAAGAAAUUUGAUCUCCGUUAUAUAGUACUGGUUCGCAGCAUGAAUCCUUUGGAAAUAUUUCUCACGGAUAUUUUCUGGGUUAGAUUGGCGAAUAACCAAUACACACUAGACAAGCACAGCCUUUUUGAGUACGAGACUCACUUCACAGUAAUGAACUAUCGCGGAAAACUGAAUUACAAGAACACACCAGAGUUUGUUAGGGAAUUUGAGCAGGAGCAUCAAGUUAAAUGGUCAGAUAUCCAUCAGAGAGUUAGAAAUAUGAUUCGAUCUGUUUUUGAGGCAGCUACACUAGUACAUCCAGAAAUGCAUAAUCCAAAUUCUAGGGCAAUGUAUGGGGUGGAUGUAAUGCUUGAUAGCUCUUUCCACCCAAAGUUAUUAGAGAUAACGUACUGUCCGGACUGUACAAGAGCAUGCAAAUAUGACACGGAGUCUGUAUUUGGACCCGGAGAAGUAGUCAGAGGCCAAGACUUCUACAACUGUGUGUUUGGCUGUCUGUUUUUGGAGGAAACUACCCAUGUAAAGCCAUUGUAAUUAGUAUCGACUUAUAGGAUAGUGUACGCCCUCGUUAAGUGAGCCUCCUUGUGUCUUUUAUUUCACAAAUUUCAUCAUUUCUGCUUUACAUGUGAUCUUGUUACUUGGCUUGUAUGAUGAAGUUAAGAUCUGCACCAACAAUAUCAGGCCAUUUGUGAUAGUUACUGUAGUGUAAUUAAGGCAAUACAUUAAUGUUUGGCAGAGUUUAGUGUUA
Molecule: messenger RNA, 2893 nt
Organism: Ricinus communis (castor bean)
Lineage: Eukaryota; Viridiplantae; Streptophyta; Magnoliopsida; Malpighiales; Euphorbiaceae
Product: tubulin--tyrosine ligase-like protein 12
Exons: 15
Coding region: 70-2679 (869 amino acids)
Biological process (GO): protein modification process
Source: RefSeq, a predicted model, not a curated record